ACGGAUGCCUUGUGCCCAGUCCUCCACCCGAGUCCCAGGUAGACGUCCUUGCCGAGCAAUGUCCUGCUACGACCUGUGCCUGCCCUCCUCCUGCGGUCCCCGGCCACUGGCCACCAGCUGCAAUCAGCCCUGCUUCCGCCGCUGUGGGGACUCCACCACCGUCAUCCAGCCCCCCACUGUCGUGGUCACCCUGCCCGGGCCCAUCCUCAGCUCUUACCCGCAGAACACGACGGUGGGAUCCACGGCGUCGGCCGCUGUUGGGAACUACCUGCGGUGCUGCGGGAUCCCCGUGGGCUCCGGUGGUCCCCGCGGGCUGGGGAAGGCAGGACUGCUGUGCCUAGGCAGCAGCGGGAUAUAGGGGUCUCUGUGACGGUCACCUCCUGCUGAUGCCAGCAGAAC
Pezoporus flaviventris is the source of this 399-nucleotide messenger RNA. Its product is annotated as feather beta keratin-like. The coding region runs from base 5 to 358 and encodes 117 amino acids. Gene Ontology annotation, cellular component: intermediate filament. The record is from RefSeq and is a predicted model, not a curated record. Lineage: Eukaryota; Metazoa; Chordata; Aves; Psittaciformes; Psittacidae. Gene Ontology annotation, molecular function: structural constituent of cytoskeleton. The transcript has 2 exons.